Messenger RNA from Glossina fuscipes, 7084 nucleotides. RefSeq names its product protein kinase C-binding protein 1 (gene Zmynd8). The coding region runs from base 481 to 5919 and encodes 1812 amino acids. NCBI's taxonomy places the organism in Eukaryota, Metazoa, Arthropoda, Insecta, Diptera, Glossinidae. The record is from RefSeq and is a predicted model, not a curated record. The transcript has 10 exons. Gene Ontology annotation, molecular function: protein binding.
GCUAUGUGGAGGGUUUAUUUUUUAAGAGAAAGAAAGAAAGAGAGAAAGAGAGAUAUGGCAGAAAAUAAACGGAAUGAACUGAGAAUAAAUAGAGAUAACAAAAUAGCAAUAAAUUAAUAGCAUCAGUGCUUAGAGAUUUUUGGUUUUGAGCAGCAAAACAUUGUGAAAAUUCGCAAACAAUUUGUUAAAUAAAUAAAUAAUACAGCAAAAGCCUUAACAUAACACAGUAGUUAAAUCUGAAAAAUUUAAUCUAAUUUAAAGAAAAAACUACUACUGCUCUGCUCUGCUUUUCUGGAUUGCAUUUUAUUGCCAAGAACAAGGGAUUUCGUUAAGAGUGUUCGGCAAGAACAGUGACUAACUGAUCAUAAUCUCAAAGUGGUAAAAUUGAUAAUUGGCAGAAUUGAAAACGCGGCAGACAAUACAAAACACACUUUUCAUUAAAAUAUAAAUUCUCUAAUGAUCUUCGACACUUGAUUUAAUAUGGAAAGCGCAAGAAAAAUCGCUCGCCCUAUGAAAAACGCUUUACGUUUAGAAAGAGGAGCAAGUUUGCAAGGUUUACAAGAGACGGAGAAGGAGCAGAUUGGACAAGAAUUGGAGAACAAUUCGGAAGAAGAAGAUUGUAGCGAAUUUGAUGAAAUAACAUCAGGUACUAAUGGCAAAAGCACGAGUAUGGAACAAGAAUUUUUAACUUAUACCUCAGAGGGCGCGAAAGAAGCGGAUCAUAUUAAAACUUUCAAAGCAACUGAUGAUAGUCUAACCGAUCGACAUAGCUCCGACUCAAUUGCAAAACUGGGCUCCCAUUCCAUUUCUAAAUCGACAAAUGCCGGUCGUGUUAUUGCACCAAAAUCUCGGGAACAUUUGGCAUUGCAGCGUUCAAUUCAUGAUUCAAAAAUUUUGACCGAUUACUUCAAAACAUCAAAAAUUCAGUCGCGUAAAUUGCGAGACAAAGAUGCUAUUAACAAAUGUAAUGAUUUAAUUUUUAAAGAAGGACGCGACGGCACCUCCAAAGGCAUUAAAACCAAACGGUUCAAUAGACGUUUCGUACCUCUUAAAGAUGAUUCUUCAGAAAAUAACGCAGUUACGUUAAAUUCGGAUUUGAUGGCUCGAUCAUCGCGCAGCAAAAGUUUGCAUAGCCAAUCGCUUAAUUUUAUUGAUAGAGAAAAAAUUGUAAAGUGGCCGUCGGAAGAGCGCUUAGUUGUCAAACGUACAAAUAUGCGUUCCGAAAAUCCUGAAUUUGCGCAAAAACAUAAGGAUUUCUUAAAAGAAGUUAUCCAUUCUUCGGAAACCCCCGAACGUUGCUUACGGUCGAGAAGCAGUAGUGGCAGUGCGAUUAUAAUGAGAUCGCGAAGUAGUAGUAAGAGUGCAGGGCGUUAUGAGAAGGAGUUAUCACUAUAUCAACCAAAUCACAAAUACGCUAUGGAUAUCGAACACUAUGACAAGACCGUUCAAAGUUCUAUGGAAAUAGAAAUCCGGGACAGCGGCUUUGGCGUUAGUGUUUGCAGCGGUCAGCCCUACAGCGCGAGUGAAAACGCUGAUGAUAAUUCGAUCAAUGACAGUAACAAAUCUGUUAUAAACUUGGAUGGAAAAUUAAAUUCUGAUGAAAGCAGCUUGGAAGUACAUUUAAGGGACGUAUGGCAACCACCGCUGAAGCCUGGUUGGGAUAGCUUUUGCUGGAAGUGUCAUAGAAGUCAUGUCAAUUACAUUUGUUCCAAGUGCAUACGUAGUUUUCAUAAUACUUGCAUCAAAAUUAAUGCCCCCGCAAUAGGAAAUUUAUGGAUUUGUCCUGAGUGCAUAGCCGUUGAGAAUGCUCUCAAUAAUCCCAAACGUUUUCGCCGCAAUGAAUGUUCGGCAGAUUCGUUAAGCCAGUUGCUCUCGAUCGUGUUGAAUCGUAUGCGUUAUGUUAAAGGGCACCAUAUUCUUCAGACAUCAGCUGAUGACGACCUUGCAACUUAUAAUAAGUAUAUUGUGAACCCUGUUUCAUUUUCAACGCUUCAAGACAAGGUUGACAAACGAGUAUAUCGGUGUGCUGAGGAACUUCUCAAUGAUACAAAAUGGUUUUUACAUAAUGCCUCCAUUUUAAGCCUAGGACGGACUACUAGAGCUAAAACGGUUACGGUCGCCAAAUCUUUGAUUAAAAUAUGUCGUCAGGAGACGGCUGAAAUAGAUACUUGUGCUCAGUGUUACAUGAACGCGAAUUCCCGCAAUGAUUGGUUUGUGGAUGUAUGUGAUCAACCCCAUUUAUUGGUGUGGGCUAAGUUAAAAGGCUUUCCUUACUGGCCAGCAAAAGCUAUGGGUAUUGGCCAGGGUUCAUUGGUAAAUGUUCGUUUUUUCGGUCAGCACGAUCGGGCUUUUGUGCCUCUCAAAGAUUGUUUUCUAUAUUCACAACAAGAUCCGAAUUCCCAGACCGGUCGUCGGUCUGCUAGAGAGUUGGCUGAUUGCAUUAAGGAGGUGGAAAUGCAUAUGGAAAGGAUUAAGAAAAAAAUCGGCGCUUUCCAAUAUGCGCCUUUCAAAACACCCUAUGAUCCAAAUGAAGAAAUGCAACAGUUGGAACAAAUGAUGCCAGGUGUUCAAGAUUAUAUCAGAAGCCAGCAAUCGCUAACAUCGAACCCACCAUUAAAAUUAACAAUAUGCAAGAACGCUGGCAAUACGUUAUCAGUUCUACAAAACACCAGUACGCAAGAGAAUUCGAUCGUGCAAAAUCAAGAGACAAUCGAAGGCGUAAGCAAAAAGAAACAUGUCGAAGAGAGGGAUGAUGACGGCCACGUUAAAAAACAUGAAAACCGCACUAAAGGCCACACCCCUAAAUAUGAAGUUAUUUCCAAAUCAACUUCAGACGAUAGCAAUUCGUCAAAAUUAAAUACCGUCAUAUUAAAGCGUAAGCCCGCACAAGGAGCGGUUAACAAUAAUGAUGGGAAAAGAAUGUCGGCAGCGGACGGAGGAGAUUUACCACCUCCGAAAAUUGCUAGAAAUGAAGAAACAUCGGAGCAGUUCAAUUUUAUCGGUAACCAUCAGUUAGCGUCUGGGCUUGGCGACGAUACAAGGGAUGAAGUAAUAUCUGCAUCUUUAUUGAAAUCUAAAUCGGGUAAACAGGAUGCACAAAGUGGAACAGAUAUAAUAAAUCGAGAACCCAUAACAUUGGAUAAAAAUUCGGAGAAGAAUACAGAAGCUGUACUUAAAGAAAAAUUCCUUAAAGAGCAACAAGAAAGAGAAAGUCAAAAAACUAACAAUAUGCUUAAAUGUCCGUUGCCUUUUGUGGAAGUCAAACAAGAAGGUACUUCCGAUAAUAACAUAGAAAUCGAAGAGUGCGUAAUUCUUCAAACCAUAUCCGCUCAUGCAGAAAACAGAAAGGAAGACUUUAAUCUCGUUAAUAACAAUACUAAUACAACGACGCAAGAAGAGUUUGGCGCCGAUGUAGCGACAAUAUCAAACACAACUACAACGGAAUUGCGAAAUUCUUCGCCUUUAUUAACAUGUAUCAAGCAAGAGGUAAUAUCUGAUGAAGAAUAUGCGGGCUCAACAGAACAUCGUGUCAAUGACAUAGUAGCUGUUGAAGUUGCACAACGAAUAUCUCCUAAGAAUAUAAAUGCAGUCGUUUCUUCUGUGAGUACAACUAUUAGCAACAACAGCGACAGCAACAACGUUACAGUUUCAGGCCACAUUUCCAAGACCAAUAUCAAUAAUAGUACAGCACAUUUAACCAAUGUUAAGCGCAAUUCAUUUAGAGGAGUACCAUAUGGUCCGUUGCCUGCUUCUGCGGUUCCUCAAAUCAAACCUGCCCAAAUUAAAUUAACUACAGCCGAAAUAGGUCAAUCCCAGCAGCACCACCACCUGCAUCAUCAUCUGCAACAACAGCAAAACCAGCAACAACAACAACAACAACAGCACCAACAAACCCAUCACCAACAACAGCAACAACAGCAACAGCAACAUCAUCACUACCAACAACAGCAGCAACAACAACAACAACAACAGAGAGCAAAAAAAUCAUUUCCACAACGGUCGCCUAAUGGAGAUAAUCUGCGCUUGAUAAGUAUUGUGGCAACGACUUCCAGCUCAAUGCCAACAUCUGUUAGCUUGGUACCUUUAACAACGGCUACCGCAAUCUACAGCUCAUUGAAUACUACAUCGAGCUAUCAAAAUACAGAGGCUAAGCAAGUUCUCAAUAAAAAUACUAUGGUAGCAAUACCGGUUGAUGUGGCUACUAAUAGGUCAGAAAUAACAAUAGAUAACAUUAAUACAGCCAUCCCGGUACCGCCUUUAACUGCUGUCUCGAAAAUUUUGCCUUCAUCUUCGGGAUUAUACUCAAUGUCACGCACUAUGCAAUAUCCGGGACCUGUAAUAGUUUCUUCCGCUUCUACCAGCGCAAUCCCAGUCACCACACCCUUAAUUAUAACAACUACCGUGCCAGCGACAAUCACUCACAGUUUGUCAAAGACUGUGCCACCUUCGUCGUCGGUAAAUUUGCUUAUAUCAAACGUAGAAACAAUCAGUUCACAAAACGCCAUCAACCCUGCAAGUAAUACAUCGCAACAACAAUCAAAUGCUUUGUGUAUGAGUGCACCACCACCGUUGGCUGGUUUGUCUGGCACUAAUUUGAUAUGCACUCAAAUCGGUCCUAAUACUAACUUGUUAAAUACUAAUUCUACCGCAAAGCCGACGACAAGUGCAGACACUCAUCUAAUGGGCAGCUUUGUGACGCCUAUCAUGUCUUCAAGCUCCGUGUCUAACGAAGUUACUUCUCGUGGUCCACCGCCCCUUUUAAAGCCCCGUCCGGUCGGUCCUUUGCAAGCUGAAGCAAAUAUCAUGUUCACCGCUCAAGCUGGCCGCGCCUGCAAAAUAUUACAUGAGAACGGUGAUAAGUUAAAAGAUUUUUUUAUUUCAAUUAUCGAGGACACUGUAGCUGAAGUGUGCCAGGGUGACGAAGUGAAUUUGUCAGCCAAGAUUACGCAUUUAUCAUUAGAAUUGGAGCGUACUAAAAACGAGCUGGCUGAGGUUAAGAGGAGCUCUGAAAUACUCUUGUGCGAAAUGCGUAAGAAUUCGGAAAAUGAAAAAGUGCGCUUGGUAAAUGAAGUUCGAAAGCAAUGCGAAUCGGAAUGUUCGCGUGCCGUAGAAGAAACGAAACGAAAGCAAUGGUGUGCUCAUUGUGCACGUGAAGCAAAAUUAUACUGUUGUUGGAAUACUUCGUACUGUAGCUAUACAUGUCAACAAUUGCACUGGGCAAUUCAUGGUUUGAACUGUGCUCAAACUAGGCUUCCUCACGAUCAGUCUACGAGUAAUUCCCAAAGUAAUUUAUUACCGCAACACUCCGCAGUCGUCACGGCGACAAAUCUCAUGAAUACAAAUUUAACGGUAACAGCAAUUAAUGCAAAAACGCCACCACAAUUGCACCAACGGCAACAGCAGCAGCAGCAGCAGCAGCAACAACAACAACAACAACAGCAACAGCAAUCACAACUCCCACCUGAGCGCCAUCAAGCGAUUAAAGCCAGCAGCAUAACACCAGCCAUUACUUUCAAUAAGAACUUGCUUACGCUGAAAAAGGACAAAAGUAUUCGGACGAAAGGUGGCCCUCAAAUUACGGGGAUAUCGGUUAGUAAUCCAAUACAUGGCACGGAGGUAUUAAAAUUGGCCAGUAACACAUACAUAAGACCUGUAACAAGCGCUAACGUGAAUUGCAAUAACAGUAAUCAGCAAACGAUACGGUGCAACACCACUUACAGCAUACCAGCUCAGUUUUUAAACGUUACUGUGCCGACAGUAGCAUCAAGUGGAUCGCAAAAAUAUGCUAUUAUUCAACCAGCUUCGUCUAACGUUAGCAACGUAACCCAGGCGAGAACUGGCCCCAAUACUGCACAGGCACACAAAAUUCAAGUGCGACCGCGAAAUGUAACUCAAAUUAAAUAUUAUGGACCAUCCUGAAAUUAAUAUUAAGCUUCAAGAAUAAAAAAAAUUAUAUUUUUUAUAAUGCUAAGUCACGUGACCUAUCCCAUCCUUAUUUAUGGCAGGUCAUAAAGAGCCAGGCACACAGAAAACGAAUACCACAUUACCGCGAAUAGCUUCUGUUUAAGAGCUGGGCGGGCCUGAAUAUAUUAUGAUUAUUUUUAUUAUUUGAGUUUAUUUAGUCUAAUCGAAUCAAUUGUUAUGUUAAAGAGAGAGGAGAAAACGAGUUAAAAAGUCAUCGGUUUUUGACAAAAAAAAAAAUUGGACGAUUUGUACGUUAUACACGAUUUAUUAUAAAUAUAAGUCAGAUGGAUGUUACUCUCUGCUUUUUACUUUCUAAGAUGUUCUUCAGGUUCAUUGUACCCAAAAUGCUCGUUCGGUUUGAAGGGUUAUGAUGUUAGAAAAUUUGUGCAAAGCUGUAAAGUGUAUGGUCAGCUUUCUUGAAAAUCCCUUAAUAUAGUGCAUGUGUGCCUCCAAAUUGAAUUCUUGCAAAUGUUCAACUACGAUUUAUUUGCGUGGAUUAAAUUGAGAUUUUGAAUAAAAUUGGCAUCGACGUAGGAACAAAGUCAAUAAGUUAUGGUGCGGACGCAGUUAAUUUCGCUGCACCAUCAGUUUCUUCGUUUCCAGAAAGAUCAAUGCGACGCACUAGCCUAAGUAGUAGGAGUAUUUCUUAGCAUGUUUUAGGGCAUAUCUUUUAAAAAUCGGAGGAUUUCGAAGUAUUUUAGUGUGAAAACGUUUGCUGAGAUAAUAAGUGUCCUGUUUGUAAUUCUACGUGCAAUGUCUCCGACCUGAAAAUAGUUUCGUAGGCACUAUGAACUCUUUGACGUUGUGCUGAGCCACCCGCUCACUUUUACUGCUGCCUCUUCAUAGAAAAUUCUACAAUUUUUUGGAAUUGAAUUUUAUUUGUAAAUAAAUCUUUUGAAAAAGCUUCUUCUUGAGCGAAUAGAAAAAAUUAUCGCAAGAUCUUAGAUAGUUAGCAAUGCAGGCAUACAUCGAGCGGCUAUGUUAAACGCUGUUUCACAUCGAUCUUUUGCCGCUUGAAGAGCUAGCUCGGUUUCGAAUGUUUCAUACAAAACUUUUUCCUAAAAAUUUUCUCAGUGGAAUUUUUCGAAAUUUUGUACUGAGUAUUUUUUUUAUUUUCUAA